AUUUAAUUUAAUACAUUUUUAUUAUUUCGUUUAAUUAACUGUUUAUUAGUAGUGUUUUAUUUUGUCAUGUGGAAUGCGUCAUAGCGCAUGCGUCAGGUUUCUAGCACCAUUCGCAUGCGCCUUAUAUAUAUACUUAUUUAUUUCCUCUUGCGCAUGCGCACGUGGCGUUUGGGCGGGUCUCAACCGUGAUUGGAACACAAAACUGUCAAUCAGGCGACAGCAGCAGCACCACCAGUUAAGAGACGAAACAGUAAAGCAGGCAACGGUGUUGAACUUCGCUGUUAUCUUUACAUUUACUUUUAGGUUUCCCCCCCCCCUUAAUCUAACUGGUUAAUUAAAAUGACCGAGCAGUCGUCGCUUCUUCUUAGAAAACAGUUAGCAGAACUCAAUAAGAACCCUGUUGAUGGCUUUUCGGCUGGUCUGAUCGAUGACGACGAUAUCUAUCAGUGGGAGGUUGUGAUCAUCGGCCCAGCAGAUACGUUGUUCGAGGGUGGAUUUUUUAAAGCGAACCUCACCUUUCCUCAUGACUACCCACUCCGUCCUCCAAAGAUGAAGUUUAUUACAGAACUCUGGCACCCUAAUGUGGCAAAGAACGGCGACGUCUGCAUCUCGAUCUUACACGAGCCAGGAGAGGACAAGUUUGGCUACGAGAAGCCCGAAGAGCGCUGGCUGCCGAUCCACACCGUCGAAACCAUCAUGAUCAGCGUCAUCUCCAUGCUGGCUGACCCGAACGGCGACUCGCCAGCCAACGUGGACGCUGCCAAAGAAUGGCGAGAGGAUCCCAGUGGAGAGUUCAAAAGGAAAGUUGCCCGCUGUGUGAGAAAAAGCCAGGAGAUGGCAUUCGACUAGAUAUUCCCUUCACUGCAAUACUCACUUAAAUGACAGGAGAGCUUGAAAUACAAGUGAUCAGAGAUCCAUCACUCUGAGCCGAAGUUUCACUCACAAGGAAAUGGAAAUAUUGUAACAGCUGAAUCUUCUCUGAAUGUGUGGUUAGAAGUAUAUCAUGUGUUUGUGUACGUGUGUAUGUGAGAGAGUGAGACUUAUUUAUUGUCUGGAUAAUGAUGAAGUGUAAUGCAUGUUUUUUUUUUUUUUUUUUGCUUGUUUUCCCCUUCUCCUGCCUCUGAGCCAUCAACUAUGUGCAAAGUCACUUAUGCAAUUUUCUCAGUUUCACACUCACUCUAGCUGUAGAGAGCCUCAUACCAGAAAUGUCUCUCCCUAAGGAGUCAGUGUGCUCCCUGCUGCCUUAAUAUAUCCUCCUGUACAGGAGCGAAUUGAAUUCAGUGAUGCCAGGUCUGUCGGAAUCGAUCCUGUUUGUCUCGACAAACCAAAAAGAAUAAUUCAUGAAAGAGAAUAUUUUUGUGUAUAAAAUAUUCUGUGACUGUAAAUAUCCUGUAUUAUAGCCAUGUUUGUGUUUUGCCUCCACUUGAGUUCUUUUCAUUCGUGGCUAUACAGUGUGUAACUUUAAAGCGGUCAGCCAUAAUAUUAGUUUUUAAAUCUUUUGUCCGUUUCUCCUAAUUUACUUUCUUAUCGCUCAUUAAAAGCAUUUCGUCUUAAGUCUAAAAGUUUAUUGUGCGUCUUCUCUCAUCACCUUUUUUUUUUUUUUUUUUUAAAUAUGUGAGAAACAUUCGUGGUUCUCGUUCUCAGAUUUGAUUCUCCUCAGGAGCAUUAAGUUUUCCCAAAUGGAAAAAAUUCAACAUUUAUAGCUAAGGAAUAACAUCAACAACCAGAGUCACCCUUUAUCCCAAGUCAAAAGCAUCAAAAGCCUUCCUAUACAGAAUAAACCGUUUUUCAUUUUUCAGCUUUUAUUUGAUUGCCUUGUGUUGUACAUAUGAUGGCAGGAAAGCAAAUGGGCAGUAUAAAAUUAAUCUUAAAUCUGGUAUCCAAUGGAAAUAAACCACAAAAAAAGGG
Molecule: messenger RNA, 1908 nt
Organism: Ictalurus furcatus (blue catfish)
Lineage: Eukaryota; Metazoa; Chordata; Actinopteri; Siluriformes; Ictaluridae
Gene: ube2g1b
Product: ubiquitin-conjugating enzyme E2G 1b (UBC7 homolog, yeast)
Exons: 6
Coding region: 340-849 (169 amino acids)
Biological process (GO): proteasome-mediated ubiquitin-dependent protein catabolic process; protein polyubiquitination
Molecular function (GO): ubiquitin conjugating enzyme activity
Source: RefSeq, a predicted model, not a curated record